CACUCUCUUCUCUGGUCUCUCCAUAUCUCCUCUGUAUUCGUCUUUUCUGCUCACGAAACCCUAAUCCACCGGAAGUUUUUACCAAUUUGUCAUCUAAUUCACUAGCUAACAACUAAACCUCUCGAAAAUUUCACUAUAUAGUUACUGUACUCGUCAUUUGUAGUUUUUCAAGUGGAAGUGUGGUCGUUUUAAGCUAAAAUCAAAGCCAAAGCGGUUUAUAUUUUAAGAAAUUAUAGUAUUUAUAACAAUGUCUGUGGCUACUAAGCGUCAAUCGUCGGCUAAACUGGUGUCCGAACCGCGCGCUAUUCUCGGUCCGACCGGUAACAGAGUUAGGGCUUCCGAGGACCCGAAACGGAAAACUGAAGUUGUGAAGAAGCCCCAGAGGCGCAAAAAACCUGUUCCAAAAAUUCCGGAACAGGUUGUUAGGAACAAUGGCUCAGUGGAUAGUGCGUGUUCUUCAGAUUCUUCGUCUUCAAGUGCGUCUUCGGCCAAAAAAAUGGAGAGUUCUAGAAGGACUGAAAUGGUGAAGCGUAACGAAGUGAAGAAUGCGAAGGUUGUUCCUGAUGGUAGCGCUGAAAUUGCAGAAAAUUCACCGCCAAUUCCGGGGCCGAUUAAGAGGUGUGAUUGGAUCACACCCAACUCUGAUCCACUUUAUACUUCUUUCCAUGAUGAAGAAUGGGGAGUUCCAGUUUAUGAUGAUCAGAAGUUGUUUGAGCUACUUGUCUUUUCACAAGCAUUAGCAGAACUCAGCUGGCCAGCGAUUCUUAAUAAGACAGACAUAUUUAGGAAGCUUUUUGAAAAUUUCGACAUAUCAUCCAUUGCACAGUUUACUGAGAAGAAGUUGCUGUCAUUGAAAGUAAAUGGGAGCCUAGUGCUUUCUGAACCAAAGCUUCGUGCAGUUGUGGAGAAUGCUAAACUGGUGCUCAAGGUUCAACGUGAGUUUGGUUCCUUUAGCAAUUACUGCUGGAACUUUGUGAACCAUCUGCCUGUGAGAAAUGGAUUUCGUUAUGCACGCCAAGUACCUGUCAAGACACCAAAAGCAGAACUUAUAAGCAAGGAUCUAAUGCAAAGAGGAUUCCGCUGUGUUGGCCCCACAGUUGUUUAUUCAUUCAUGCAAGUGUCUGGGAUUGUUAACGAUCAUCUCUUAACAUGCUUCAGAUACCAAGAGUGUAAUGCAGAUGCCAAAAAGGAUCUGAAACCAAGGAUUGAGGAGACAAAAGAACUAAACAAAACUCUGGAGAAGACAUGCUUAUCCCAUGACUGAUUUGCUGGAUCCACACUUUUCCUGACUAAUCACACAGAUCUGAUUAAUAUAAAACUAAAGCUAGAAAUAAGAAGAGCAGACUUUGUCAUGUAUCAGGUUAGAGUUUACCACUUCUGGAUGUUCUUGUGGGAUGUUCUAUCACUUGUGUAUUAUUUACCUAUCUAGAGAUUGAAGUUUUAGUACCAUGGAGAGUUCAUUUGUGGUGCUGUUUGACUGUAAAUGCUUCUAUGGAAAAAGAUUACCCUUGCAAUCCAAGCUUUCGGGCAUCUUUUUUGUGCUGUAA
Molecule: messenger RNA, 1547 nt
Organism: Pistacia vera
Lineage: Eukaryota; Viridiplantae; Streptophyta; Magnoliopsida; Sapindales; Anacardiaceae
Product: DNA-3-methyladenine glycosylase
Exons: 4
Coding region: 248-1264 (338 amino acids)
Biological process (GO): base-excision repair
Molecular function (GO): DNA-3-methyladenine glycosylase activity
Source: RefSeq, a predicted model, not a curated record